CCCACCCCCUUUUUCCUGUGUUACUCCGCUGUGGCGGAAGUAAGUCGUAUCGCUGAGGCCUCAUCCUUCCAAUGGCGACUGCAAACAGGCUGAAUAGAAAGCGGGAGCAACCGUGGAGGGGGUCAGAGCUGUGUAACCGAAAUUAAAUAAAUAUAUCCUAUUCUCUGUAGUCAUAAAGUUAGCCUAAAAUUUGUUUCACCUCUCCAAAUCACGGCCGAUUCAAUGGCCAAAAAUCGGAACAUUUCGCUCGAGUCGGAGCUCUAUUACUUGAUUUCUCGUUUUCUAACAACGGGUCCAUGUCGGAGAGCGGCUGAGGUCCUGGCGAGCGAACUAGAGGAAUAUCAGCUCUUACCCAGGAGAUUGGACUGGCUGGGAAACGAGCACCCGAGAACAUAUGAAGAUGUGGUUGCAGCUAACAGACAUAUUGCACCAGACCAUUUGCUACAGAUAUGUAAGCAGAUUGGACCAAUUCUUGACAAAGAGGUGCCAUCAUGUGUCCCAGGUGUACACUCUCUCCUGGGGUCUGGAAAGCAGUCAAUGCUUAGGACCGCAAAAGACUGCGACAGUGUGCGGUCUAAAGCUUCAUCAUAUGCAGCCCUUCACAGGGGCAGACCACCAGAGAGGCCUUUGAACUGCAAGAAACCUCCACACCUAGUGAAGAUCCUUCGAGGGAGAGAGCUGACAGGAGCACAACGCUUCAGCUCCAUCAAUCCUGUCAGCAACUAUGAGCGCAUGCGACUGCAUAGGCGGAUUCUGGGGCAUCUGUCUGCAGUGUACUGUAUCGCAUUUGAUCGCACCGGUCUCAGGAUCUUCACAGGCUCGGAUGACUGUUUGGUGAAGAUUUGGUCUUCGUUUGAUGGAAGGCUUCAUUCGACGUUGCGAGGACACUCUGCAGAGAUCACAGACUUGGCGGUUAAUUAUGAGAACACCCUAAUUGCCGCUGGAAGCUGUGACAAGACCAUCCGCGUAUGGUGCCUUCGUACCUGUGCUCCCGUGGCUGUGCUGCAGGGGCACAGUGGAUCCAUUACCUCCCUACAGUUCUCACCGUUUGCCAAGGGCUCAAAACGUUACAUGCUGUCCACUGGAACUGAUGCUACUGUCUGCUUCUGGCAGUGGGACGUCAACAACAUCAACUUUAGUGAUCGGCCACACAAAUUUACGGAGCGGCCGAGGCCAGGAGUUCAGACUGUGUGCUCUUCAUUCAGUCCAGGUGGGAUGUUCUUAGCAACAGGAAGUACUGAUGAUGUCAUCCGAAUAUAUUACUUGGGAAGCGGGAGUCCAGAAAAGAUAUCAGAGCUCCAUGAGCACACAGACAAAGUCGAUAGCAUCCAAUUUUGCCACUCAGGUGAAAGGUUUGUGAGUGGAAGUCGAGAUGGAACAGCGCGGAUCUGGAAGCUCCAUCUGCGGCAGCAGUGGAGGUGCAUCUUGCUCAACAUGUCUGCCACUCUUCCAGGUGCUGAAACAAUGAGUGAAGAGGAAAGCUACUUCAAACCCAAAGUCACCAUGGUAGCGUGGGAUCGCCAUGAUAAUACAGUCAUCACGGCUGUUAACAACCAUCUCCUCAAAGUGUGGAACUCCUACACAGGACAGCUGCUACAUAUCCUUAAAGGCCAUGAGGCUGAGGUGUUUGUCCUGGAACCGCACCCUUUUGACCCCAGGAUCAUCCUGUCUGCCGGCCAUGAUGGGAAUGUCUUCAUAUGGGAUCUGUUGCGAGGGUCAAACACACAGCACUACUUCAACAUGAUUGAGGGCCAGGGUCAUGGAGCCGUUUUCGACUGCAAAUUCACCCCCGAUGGCCAGCGUUUCGCUUGCACAGACUCCCAUGGCCAUCUGCUCAUCUUUGGUUUCGGCAGUUCCAAGCCGUAUGAGAAGCUUCCGGACCAGGUGUUCUUCCACACCGACUACCGACCGCUGAUACGGGACACCAACGGCUUUGUGCUGGAUGAACAGACACAGCAGGCGCCCCAUCUCAUGCCCCCGCCCUUCUUGGUGGACGUAGAUGGAAACCCCCACCCACCAAGGUACCAACGUCUUGUCCCAGGACGGGAGAACAUUGCUGCUGAACACCUGGUUCCUCAGCUAGGAUACGUAGCCACCAGUGAUGGCGAGGUGGUGGAGCAGGUGAUCAGCCAGCAGACUGCAGAGCAUGAGGAAGUUGCAGUAAGACGCAGCAGCCUUCUGGACGAGGCCAUCCGACAUCUCCAGGAGCAACAGGACCGGCAGACCCAGCCUGGGAAUGAGGCAGCGCCAGGUGCUGUACCAGGACCAGAAGGGCAAGCUGAGGCACAAGGCCCAUCCUUAGCACCGGCACCAAGCACUCCACGCAGAGUGUCUGUGAACGAUAGAGCAGAUGUGCAGUCACCCCCUAAUGUGGGUCUGCGCCGCAGCGGACAGGUGGAGGGUGUCCGGCAGAUGCACCAGAAUGCUCCUCGCAGCCAGAUGGCCACCGAGAGAGACCUGCAGGCCUGGAGACGCAGGGUGGUGGUGCCUGAACUGGCACCCAGCAGCUAUGGGGACCAGGAGGACAUUCGAACAGCCAAAGGAGAUGAGGAGGUGGCUCUAUACAGUGCAAAGAAGAGGCGCAUUAUCUACAGCAGCUGUCGAGAUGAUUCAGAUGAUGAGCCUUCCACUGCAAAGCGAACGCACGGCCGCAGUGAUGCGCAGGAAUUCAUCGACUUGUCAUGUGAAGAGGGAGAGGAGACUGCAAGCUCAGAGGUACACACUGAGGACAAUGAAUUGGAUGGCAGUGAACUGGAAUCCUCCAAUGAUGAAGAGUGGAAUAGUGACAGCUCAAGCCACACGUCCAGCGAGUACUCUGACUGGACGGCAGACGCUGGUAUCAACCUGCAGCCCUCCACUCCCUUGUCGUCAAGGAAAAGAGUGCAGCGCCGACUCAGCAGCUCUGAAGAGGAGGAGGAAGAGAAUGAGGAAGACGAGGAGAAGCAGCAGAGUGACGAGGAGGAAAAACCUGGGAAGAAAAGCAAAGAGAAUGCCAAGAAAGUAAAGAACAAGUCACCCAGGCGUCCAAAGGCCAGACCAUCCAUCAACAGAGAAGUGUCCAAUGAGUUCAGACCCUCACCAUGGAUCACUGAUGUCAUUCCAAGGAAGUCUCCUUUUGUUCCCCAAAUGGGCGAUGAGGUGAUCUACUUUCGGCAGGGACACGAGGCCUACGUUGAGGCAGUGAGCCGGAAUGAACUGUAUCCCAUCAACUUAGACAAACAGCCCUGGAAGAAAAUGGAGCUGCGGGACCAAGAGUUUGUGAAGAUCACUGGGAUCAAAUAUGAAGUCUGCCCUCCAACACUUUGCUGUCUGAAGCUGACUCUCAUUGACCACGGCACUGGCAAAAUCACAGACAAGUCGUUUUCUGUCAAGUAUCACGACAUGCCAGAUGUGAUAGAUUUCCUCGUGUUGAGGCAAACCUAUGACGAGGCACUCCGUAGAAACUGGCAACCAAACGACAGGUUCCGCUCAGUGAUAGACGAUGCCUGGUGGUUUGGGACCAUCGUCUGUCAGGAGCCCUACCAGCCAGAAUACCCUGACAGUCUCUUCCAGUGCUUCAAAGUCAGAUGGGACAACGGGGAAAUAGAGAAACUGAGUCCUUGGGAUGUGGAACCUAUUCCAGAUGAUGCUCAGCAGCCAGAGACUGAAGGAGGUGGUAUCCCUGUGACACCAGAUGAGAUGAGUGAGCUGAUGUACAAGCCUCUGCCAGGGGAGUGGGGGGAGAGGAGCAGGGAUGCGGAGUGUGAACGCAUCAUCGCUGGCAUCAACCAGCUCAUCACCGUCGAGAUUGCAGCUCCCUUCUCUGGUCCUGUGGACUUAGUCCAGUAUCCUUCCUACUGCACUGUGAUCGCCUAUCCCACAGACCUGGGCACCAUCAGACUGCGACUCAUGAACAGAUUCUACAGGCGCCUCUCAGCAUUAAUUUGGGAUGCCAGGUAUAUUGCACAUAACGCCCGCACUUUCAAUGAGCCAAGGAGCAAGAUUGCCCACUCCGCAAAAAUCAUCACAAAUGUCCUCCAGAAAUUUGUCAAUAAUCCAAGCUGCACAGAUAUCAUGGAGAUUUACAAUGCUGUUGAAGAAAUGGAUGAUGAUGAUGAGGAAGAGGAUACAGAAGCACCAGGAACAUCCUCUGGACACAGACUACGUCAGCGCUCUGUAGAGGUGGUGCCUGACAGAGACGCCUGGAAGGAACAGUGCAAGAAACUGCUCAACUACAUAUUUGAGUGUGAGGACUCAGAACCGUUCAGACAGCCUGUGGAUCCUCAGAACUAUCCAGACUACCAUGGCAUCAUUGAUACACCAAUGGACUUUAGCACAGUGAAAAGGACCCUGGGGGAAGACCGCUAUGAAAACCCUAUAGAGCUGUGCAAAGACACCCGGCUAAUAUUUGCCAACGCUAAAGCCUACACACCCAAUAAACGCUCCAAGAUUUACAGUAUGACCCUGCGGCUCUCUGCCUUCUUCGAGGAGCAUAUCAGAACAGUCAUAUCUGAGUACAAAACUGCUGUCAAGAGCAGUGAUAGGCUCCGCCGCAGUCAGAGGUUCCGCAAGAAAAUGCAGCAGCAGGAUCAUCCCACCACCACAACAAGUCAAAAGAGAGCUGUUGUAAAAACUCAGGAAAAAGUGGAGUCGACGUCAGUGACCAAAUCUACCUCAGCCAAAGUGUCUGUUCCUGAGAGAGCCAGGAGGAGUCAAAGCAGCAGCUCAGGUCACAGCUCCUCGGAGGACGACUCCAAAGCUGCAUCAUCAACACCAGAGUCUGACAGUGAGAGUGAGCUGAGUGAGUCGGAAGAGGAGAAACGUCCAGGUUCCUCAAGGCACCAUCAACUCAGACAGAAAGCAAGAGUUACAAGACGCAACUGUGCCAAGCAGAGGAAAAAAGUUGCAGAGAGCGAUAGUGAAGAAGACGACGAAGAGGAGGAGGAAUUUGACAGUGAACGUGAAGAUAGAGAGGACAGAGAGAUGUCCUCCCAGUCUUCAGGUCGUCGCUACCCCAGCAGGAGUAAAAAUAGCGGGAGCACACGGCUGACCAGAAACAGUGCUGGCGCAGACAGGAAGCGCACAGACGGCAGAGCAGAGGUGAACGGUCACGGCAGCAGGUCGUCUCGCAGGGAGAGACGUCACCACCAGGACUCUGACAGAGCCACGUCCCAGGGCUCUGACAGGGAAGAGGAAAUCACGGUUCGCAGGUCACUCAAGAGAAAGACGGCGAGGGCAGCUGUAAAUAAGAUGAAACUCCUUGAAGCAUCAGAUGAAGACUUUGAGGAGGAGGAGGAAGAGGAGGAGGAGAAGCCAAGAAGGAGCAGCAGCCGCCUCCGCCACACAGUCCGGGUCAGCAAACGCACCGCAGUGAUCCAGAGCAGCUCAGAUUCUGAUGAGGAGUCUUCAGCACAGGCCUCUCAGAAAACAAAGGAGUCAGGUGGUGAAUCCAAGGAUGAGGAGGAUGGCAAUGACAGUGAUGCUUCAUCCUCCUCCCAGAAUCAGCAGAAUGGAGACACCAGGUCCAACAAACGGAGGACAUCAAGACAAGCUGCUAAGGAAAAUGAUACUUUGUUCCAUGUGAACGGACACAGUGCAAAACAUCACAAGUCUGACAGCAACUCUGAGCAAGAGGAAGCUGCAGAGGAGAGUUCUGGAGAAGCUGAAGAGGAGGAGGAACAGGAGGAUGUGUCUCAGAAACCCUCUAGAAGCACAGCAACCACUCCAGCCAGGAAAAAGAGGGUUACAAGUGAGGAGGAGGAAGAGGAGGAGGUAGAGGACACUGAUUGCAGGACCACACGACACAAACCUCCUGUAAGCUCAGAUGAAGACGACAAAGGCCGCAGGUCUCAGACACACCAAAAUGGAAGAAGUGUGGAGAAAGCCAUCCACAAGGACUCUAAGAAAAAGAGUAAAGUUUCACCGUCAAAAAGCCAAGAUAAACAAAAAUCUGCCUCAACUAAUAGACUUGAUGGUGCAGAAUCAGAGGAACUCUGUGAUUCUCCUAAGAGAUCCAGCCCACGCAAGAAAAUACUGAAAAAAGACGAAGGACGCAAAGUAGAAAGCAAUCACUCCAGUGAGGAAUUAGAGGUUGAAACAAAGUCAAAGAGGCCGAUAAGAAACAAGACUAAAUCUAAACGGCCUCAUGGUGACACCUCAGCUUCAGAGAGUUCAGAGCAGGAAUACAAACCCAAGAGGAAGUUGAGGAGGAAACACUCCACUGGCUCAUCAGACGAAGAGUCGGAUAAUUCAGACAACACAUCAAAUAGACGGCUGAGUCUCCGAGCCCUACCAAAAAAGAAAUACAUCAGUGACAACUCUCUUUCUGAGGAAGACUCUGCUUCUGUGAGCCAGGGUAAACAGAGAAACGGUAACAAAACACCCACAGCACCUAGAGAAGACAGGAAUAACAAGAGAGAGUCUAGCAGAACCUCUCCCAAUGAAGCCAGGAAUCAGCUGUCUUCCAAAAGAAAACGUAUUUACACCUCAGAUUCUGAAGAUGCAGAGGAGGGUGGAGAAAAGGAGCCAGUGUCAAAAAAUAAUAAAAAGAGCAGGUCAGGCUCCUCAAAGCGUCCCAAAAGGGAAUCCAAACAAGAGGAUGGUAACAGCAACGAGGACGACACCUCUUCCCAGUCUGAUUCCAGCGAGGAGGAGGAAGAGGAGGAGGAAGAUAUUGGUCGUUCGAGGAGCGGGAAGAAAAGCGCGAGCCAGCCAAAACACAAACGGAAGGAAAGCUACAGCAGCAGCAAUCACACUUCUGACUCAGAAAGCGAGCAGUCGUCUUCGGCCUCCGAAAAGUCGUUUGCCAGCUCAGGGUCCCACAGCAGUCCAAAGAGGAGAAGUCACAGACGUUCUGGGAUCGGUGAAAGGACUGCCAGCCGCCAGCUGAGGCAGCGCCGUCGCCGCUCUGCCUCAGAGGAGGAGGACAGUGACGAGUCGUACAGCAAACCGCAGCGAAAGACACGCGUUAACACCCGUAACCGGGGCAAGCGGACGGUAAGUUAUCACGACAGCGAAUAAAGGACGUAGCGGCUGGAACUACAGACAGAGACGGACAUUAAUAACUGGAGACCUUAAAGACACUUGAUGGCCAUGUUAUGGUAGUAGCACUGGAGUCCUCGAGAGAAAAUGCUGUGAAUCUGUUUCAUUCAGGGAUAUUUAUAUUUUCUAUGAAAAACAUGUUUAUAGAUGUAAUACAAAUUCAAGCAUUUGAACUGCUGGUUUUCACAAGGAUACAGAGCAAAACACCACCUCCCAUACGGCUUGUUGUGAUUUGGCCAGCAGAGUAAACAUUCUGGGGAAUCUUGUCAGCUUGGGUGCUAUCUAAUAUACCUCUGUUUAAUCAAGCAUAUUGCUGGCUUGCACUAAGAUACACUGUAAUGAGGUAUUUCAUACACUAGUUUUGCAUUAGAAACUCAGGGGUCAACUAAGUUUACUGUAGUCUCAGACAUGCAGUUGUUUUUUGAGCUGAGGUAAGGACAAGAAACAAUUCCAGGUUGGCAGAUGUCCAAGCACACUCACUGGGACAAAACGAAUCCAUGUUCAGAGUUUUGACUACAGCACUCCUUUGUAAAUCCACACACUUAAAGCUUGACUGUAUUAUGAGUUGAUAUGAGCCAAAUGAACAAAUAUGAAUUCUUUUCCCCAUACCAUUUCAUUUUGUUAAAAUUAGUUUUGUGUUGUAUUCUAGUGAAUAGGUGUAAAUAUGUGAUUGAGGAUGACUGUCGGAAAGGUUUGGCGAUCAGUCAGUAGCAAAACGUUAAUUUAAGUUUGAGUUUCUUUAUUUUUCUUUUCUUUCUUUCUUUCUUUCUUCUUUUUUUUUUUUUUUUUUUUUUUUUUUUUUACAUUUAACUACAUUGUCUUGCCAUAUGUCACAAAUUGGUACCUUUUUUGCCAAGUACAAGUAACCAAAAGUACUUAUCGCAAAAUACUGUGAUUUCUCAUAUUGGGAAGACCUUUUUAUUGUUGUCCUGUGUUACCUACUUUCAGUAUUAAAUUCUUUUUCAGAGUUGACUUCAAACAUUUUGCCAGUCACAUGGUUUAGUUUUGUUUUUGGGGAGGUUUCUAAAUACAGUUGCUUUAUGACAUUUUGCUUAAUGUUUUUCGUACUACACCUUUUAAUAACAGAAUUCACAGGAAAACUAUUAACGCAAUGUGGUUGUGGAGUGCAAUGAAUGCAUUAUUCCUCCUAUUAAUAAAGACAUCAUUUCAAGGUG
This is a messenger RNA of Siniperca chuatsi (mandarin fish), 8195 nucleotides long. RefSeq names its product bromodomain and WD repeat domain containing 1 (gene brwd1). Bases 223 to 6999 code for a protein of 2258 amino acids. Gene Ontology annotation, molecular function: protein binding. Lineage: Eukaryota; Metazoa; Chordata; Actinopteri; Centrarchiformes; Sinipercidae. Gene Ontology annotation, cellular component: nucleus. The record is from RefSeq and is a predicted model, not a curated record. The transcript has 44 exons. Gene Ontology annotation, biological process: regulation of cell shape; regulation of transcription by RNA polymerase II; cytoskeleton organization.